UGCAGUCAACCAUCACAAACCAUGUAUUGUGGCUGCAGUGCGUAGUCCAACUGCAGGGCGGCGCUUUGACAUGGUUUUAAUCAAAUCGUGUGAUGAAAGCCGAGAGCAGAGCGUGGUUAUACAGAAAUAUACGUGUCGCCCUCGUCAUGCGGUUUUAGUUUGACUGAGCGUUAAAGGAAAAUAUGGCAAGACUAAUUCACUACGAUGACCAGCCCAUCAAAGUUCUUCAGUACCUGGACCAUCAGCGAAGGGCUGACAUUCUGCCCUGCGACACAAAAGUCAAGAUAGAAGGCCGACAUUUUCCCGCGCACAAAAUUGUCCUCCGUGCUUCCUCAGGAUACUUUGACACCCUGUUCAAAGCGCAAACGGGAGAAACGAGAGAAGUAGAACUUUCGGGGCUGACAACGCAAGGUUUUUCCGCCAUGUUGGAUAUGAUGUACACGUCUCAGCUCCAGAUCUCGACAGGGAACGUGAUGGAGGUACAGGUCUCUGCGAGUUACCUUCAUGUCAUGGACGUGGUGGCGGACUGCACACGGUUCCUCACCACUAGCCUGGCAUCAGGACACAUGAUGACUGACAGCACCACCGUGCAAGUCCUCCACUACCCUUCCCACCCUGCAAAACUGCUCCAACACUUUGACUCUCAAAGGAGACAACACCAGUCCUCUUGUGACAUAACCAUCAAGGUCAAAGACGAGUCCUUCCCCGCACACAAGGCCAUUCUCAUGGCCUCCUCUGGAUAUCUGCGAACCGUUCUAAGUGGUAAACAGAACAUGAACGAGGUCGAGUUACACGGACUCACGAAGGAGGGGAUUUCGGCCACAUUGGACAUGAUGUAUACAUCUCAGCUGCAGUUGUCUGCACAGAACGUAAUCGACGUACAAAUAGCCGCGAGUUAUCUUCAUAUGAUGGACGUUGUCGCAGACUGUACGCAAUUUUUACACGAGUGCAUAAGGUCAGGUUGUAUGGCUAACGAUCGCCUUGUAGACAGAUCCGGAGAUUAUGAACAUGACCUUGCAAAGCCCGAGACCACCAUUGCUGCAAGGUCGUUUCCAUCAACAACGGCUGAAAUAUCGAGAUACCAAAACGAGACUGUGAGUAAAAGUUCUCCGAUUGGAUCCACAGGAGCAACCAAUGAACACUUCCAGGCACCAUCUCCAGUACAGGGGCAUCCGAAUUGGGCAAUUGUUUCGUCAUCUUCAAGCCAUUCUAACUCUGACCGCGAAGUUGUUGUUAAGAGAGAGACGGAUGAUUGGGAAGAUGUGAUGACAAUGUCCCCUGAAGGGGCAGAACAGCAUCAGACAAACGCUGCAUACUUUGAAGACUGUAUGGAUGGUACAGGAGUUAGCCAUGGGACUCGAGAACGGAGUCAGGCGUCGCCAAUGUCCAACCUUUAUGGAAACAAUUAUCAUCAACAAGGACAGGGGAUACAGGAACUUCAGACUAACAUGGCAUGUACAGGCAGACACAGGACGUCAGGAGCCCAGUUCCAUAGUGGGUCACAUCAUCAUGAUCAGUCUGACGUGAUGCACUACAGCCGGGAACAGAUGCUCGCCAAGAACGAAACCAACAACGCCGCCAGAAACUGGUUCAGGAGAGUGGUGAGAGAGACAGUGAACAGGUAUGAGAUGACAGGCCUGAGAAGUGUUUACAUUGAUGAUGCCAUGGCAGAGGUGUUCCGUCGCUGCCCGUCCCUGAAGCCAGACGACAUCUGGGACAUCCGCAGACAGUUCAGGAACUUCCUGUCCAACAAGUCAGGACAUCAAAGCAGGAAGGAAAGAGGGUACUUGGUACCUUCCAAGAGAAUGCUAGCCCAGAGAAGAUCACAGGAGGGUGCCGACACCCCCCUCUCCCCUGCUAGUAGCGUGUCCUCUGCCAAUGUCCACUCAGGAGGGGAGGAGAGCAUAGAGUCUCAUGAACAGGAAGCUGGGGAGUCAACUGAAUGCUGAGGGAUGCUGCCGAAUAUCCAAGUCUGCUGGUCGUCGAAGAAGAGUGCAACUUUUCUUCAUUCAACACCAUGGCUAGGUGUACAUCUGCAGUGUUAGGAUACCCAAUCCUCCGGAUCAAUUUUGCAAACAAAUGACUAAACACAUAGAGUGUGGUAUACCUAACAGUAGAUCCUUCAAUAAAGGCAAUUUCCGUUAUGGCGGCCAUGUUGGAUUUCCAGGGGUCAUGGCACCAGAACGAGGCUGCAGUUGAGGAUUCUAGUAUAUAGGCUGUAUUGCAGACAUAAGUAUGCCAUCAUUGGGAGUGCAGUUCGCCCCUCUGAGGUGAAAUACUGCAGAAGAUGUGCCUGUUACCUGUAGAAAAUAUUGUUUUGGACAUUUUGAACUCGAUUUCGGUGAUAUUAUACAUUUGCAUUUUCUACUUUAACUUUGGAAUAGAAUUUGGUAUUCUGCAAUAAAAUGCUAUGGGGAACAGAGAUGUAUGGAAGGACCUGGUCAGGGAAGCCCGCCCCUGAUGAUGAUGAUGACAACAAUUGCAAUGGUAUUCGUUUUUCAAUUUACGACAAAUUUGCUGAUUUUGUUGCUGCUUUGUAUGAUGUACAGUAUACGUAUGACCGAAAACUUUUGUUGUAAAGGGAAGAAUUUUAUAAUGGAGAUACAAUAUUGUGUAUAGUUUUUCACUUUCAGAAUUGGCAAUACACAUGAACGUGAAUAUGAUGAUGUUAAUGACCUGUUCGAGGGU
Molecule: messenger RNA, 2688 nt
Organism: Branchiostoma floridae (Florida lancelet)
Lineage: Eukaryota; Metazoa; Chordata; Leptocardii; Amphioxiformes; Branchiostomatidae
Exons: 8
Coding region: 183-1949 (588 amino acids)
Biological process (GO): regulation of transcription by RNA polymerase II
Molecular function (GO): RNA polymerase II cis-regulatory region sequence-specific DNA binding; DNA-binding transcription factor activity, RNA polymerase II-specific; protein binding
Source: RefSeq, a predicted model, not a curated record